Messenger RNA from Anneissia japonica, 2347 nucleotides. RefSeq lists its product as uncharacterized. The record is from RefSeq and is a predicted model, not a curated record. The transcript is spliced from 9 exons. Gene Ontology annotation, molecular function: methyltransferase activity. Bases 23 to 961 code for a protein of 312 amino acids. Lineage: Eukaryota; Metazoa; Echinodermata; Crinoidea; Comatulida; Comatulidae.
CUAAGAUCCACGUGGUGCCGUAAUGGAGUCGGAGGCAGCGGUCCUAAAUGAUUUGAAAGCCGAGUUUAUAUCGCUCACGCAUCGUGUACCUAAAAACUGCAUAUCUGAAUUUACUAAAGUUGUUAAGGAAUGGCUAGAAAAUGUAGAUGCUAUAGGCAACAACAAUGAUGUUUUCUUAAAGGCUAUUAGUGAAGAUAUCCGAAAUUAUGAAGGGUUACCAGCAGAUGCUGUCAUGGAUACGGAAAAAGUUUCCCAUCCAGAUAUUGGCCAGUUUUCCGGUAAAGACCCAUCCACUGUUGUCCAUGUUGAUAAAUUUCUUUAUGAUGACGAUGCUGUUGACCAACUCUGUGAAGAUGGCCGCCUCUCAAGGAACUACUGUCUAGAUUGCCAAUCUCACCGAACCGAACCAUUAACCUUUAUCUCUCACUCAGCAUCCAUAGUUCAGCUAAAGUACAUAUUCAACGAUGUUCUUCCAGACCUCACCGGAAAAGUACUUGUUGAUAUUGGCUCUCGUCUCGGACCAAUACUUUAUGGAGGCUACUAUUACAGCAAUUCGACUAAAAUUGUGGGAAUCGAAGUGAAUGGUGAUCUCUGUAGAUUACAAAACUACGUCAUAGAGAAAUAUCAGAUGGCUGAACGAGUAAAGAUUGUGUGUGCGAAUGUUAUGGACCAAGAAGAAACUUUGUCGGAAGCCGACGUUGUGGUUAUGCAUAAUGUGUUUAAAUUUUUUGCAAGUAAAGAACAACAAGUCAAAAUUUGGGAAUUUUUAUCUAAGUCUAUAAGGAAAAAAGGAGGCAUGGUUGUUACCAUUCCAAGCAUUGAAGAAAUGACAGACUAUUUAAAGAUGGAUAUCGAUAUGUCUUCUUGGGUGGACGAAGUACCCCUGGUACAUGAUCACACCUAUCUUGAUCCGGAUGAUAUUGAUGAUCUUGCUCGCGUACAUCUAUACCGCGUCGUCUAAAUCCUGUGCAAGUUGAUAUUGAAUGUGACGAGAUAACGAUGGAAACUGAAUGUACAGUAAUAUGGCUGCUCUCUGCUGAAGCCAUGAAAAGGAAUCCAGUGAAUGACAUCUUCUGUUAAGCUUAGUUCGCAGCAAUUUAGACGUACGCAAUCGUACAGCAAAUAAAUACGUUCUGCUUUUGGGUGCUUGCCACGUAACGUCCCCGCCUCAUGCAUUGAACUUUUUCGUAAAAGGAAGAUGAGACAAUACUCGAGCACUAGCUAAAUUCUGUGUCAAACCACUUACGGUUGCUUCUGAUGCCUGCUAGUGUGAACAAACUUCAACAUAACUCAUAGGCCUACAUGUGUAUCGAGGACGAUUCGUAAUUUCUUGUAGACCUACCGUGAAAGCUUUGAAAAGUACCAAAUAAUAAAUAUCUACGGCAUGUUGAGUCCAAAAGACGUUUUGUUGUUGUUAUGUAAUUAUAAUAAUAAUAAUAAUAAUAAUAAUAAUAAUAAUAAUAAUAAUAAUAAUAAUAAUAAUAAUAAUAAUAAAUAAUAAUAAAUAAUAUAUUUAUACAGGAUUUCACAGUCAAGUAUUAACCUGUUUUUCUCUGUGGUGGUCCUGUCACAGAAAAGUAUAAUACAAUAGGAUACAGGAAAAUACAUAAGACUUAUACCUAGAUUUAAAUGAUUUAUUGAGAACGAGUGUUUAAUAUCAGCUGGUAGUUUGUUCCAGACUUUAGCGCUAGCUACCCUUGAAAGAAGAAUUAAUUUUACUUAAUGUAUAUUUGGGCACAACGACAUUAAAAUGCUCUACACCGCAUUAUGUUAUGCAACUAGAUUGCGCAUUAAUUAGAAUGACAAGUAAUUCCUGAUGAUGAUCUAAUAACAAAUCGAAAUAUUGAAUCACAAUGACGAGUCUUACAUUAUUUUGAGUAUGGUUUAUAAUAAGCAGAGCUGUUAGAGGAAGUACUAUUAAGGAGCGUUACUGUCUGAUAUAGGCAACAGAAUACCUAGAUAUGUUGCAUAAAGCAAAAACAUUAGGGGUUGGAGCCAAUGUUUGUGGUUUGCGCUAACCCUUAAGGUUUAUCCUGUGUCUCAACGUUUUCAUUGGAUCUGAACGUUUUUCACCGGCCCCUGAUGUUUGUCAUAGGUUUCAAAGUUUUUUUCUCUCUUUUGUGGGUGCACCCACCUUUAUUCAUUUUCACUUUUUACAUUUUCAUAUGAUAUACAGUACAAGAAUAAAAUUAUUCAAAAAUAAAAGGCCAUGUACACUCUAUCAGAAAAAAGCAAAUCACAUUUAGGUAUUCUUCGUUGUUGAACUAUUUUGCCCUUUAUUUUGUUUUCAUUCUAAUAAACCUUGUUGAACUAAAAUGUAAUAAAGUUUUUAGUUCGGCCAAAAAAA